AUGAAAUGCUCAAGGUGUAUAUAUUGGCUUGGUGUAAAGACAGUUGAGAAAUGUAUCCAAAAUUCUGCAGAAUUCUUUGUAGUUGGAGCAAAGGAAAAAGUUCCUGUUUCAAGAACUAUAAUACCUGUUACUUGGAGAAAACCCCUUGAAGGACGGGCCAAGCUCAACAUAGAUGGCUCGGCUUUGGGGAAUCUUGGUGUUGCAGGUGGAGGUGGUCUCAUAUGUGACCAUAAUGGUGAUUGGAUAGCAAGAUUCUCUAGAGCUCUCGGCUCCACUAAUAGUAUCAUUGCAAAGCUAUGGGCUCUAAGAGAUGGGCUAACUCUUGCCAAGGAACUCUGUUUAAACAAUUUAAUUGUAGAGAUGGAUGCUUUGAGUGUUGUUCAGCUGAUGAGCAAUAAUACUAUAAAUAUGUUAAUGGAACCUCUUUUGUCUAAUUGCAGGAACCUGCUCCAAGCUAUUCCCAACAAACGGAUAGAGCACGCAUACCGUGAAGCUAACCAAUGUGCGGAUGCGUUAGCAAAGAUGGGAACUAAUAGUAACUUUACUUUUGUUGUUUUUGUUGAACCACCGCCUAUGGUGGGUACUUUUUUAGCCUUUGAUAAGGCUAAUAUGUUUUGUAAUAGACUUCUAAAUUCUAACACAUGA
This is a messenger RNA of Quercus robur (English oak), 645 nucleotides long. RefSeq lists its product as uncharacterized. The record is from RefSeq and is a predicted model, not a curated record. The transcript has a single exon. Gene Ontology annotation, molecular function: nucleic acid binding; RNA-DNA hybrid ribonuclease activity. Lineage: Eukaryota; Viridiplantae; Streptophyta; Magnoliopsida; Fagales; Fagaceae. The coding region runs from base 1 to 645 and encodes 214 amino acids.